CUCCAAUCCACAACCAAGGAAUCACCAAUAAUGAAGAAUACUUUUCCUUCACCUCUCUGCCUAGCCCUUUUGCUCACCAUAGCCGCCGCCACCAGAGUAGCCCUUGCCGUCGAUUACGAAGUCACCAACACCGCAAUCGGCACACCCGGUGGUAACCUCUUUGACUCCGAGAUCAGUGUUGAUUACACCAAGCAAGUCCUGGCCGAUGCCACUUCAUUCAUCUGGACCACCUUCAACCAGGGCAACGAGGGAGAUCACAAGAACAUACAAAUCAUCAACGGCCUCAUCGAGAGCCUUGAUGGCGUCGCCUACACUGCAGGAAUCGCUAUCCACGUGAGCGCACAAUACAUAGCGAACUUCCAAGGCGACGUGAAGACGGAGAUCACUGGCGUGCUGUACCACGAGAGCACACACGUGUGGCAGUGGGAUGGGAAGGGACAAGCGUCGUCAGGGCUCAUCGAAGGGGUGGCCGACUACGUGAGGCUCAUGGCUGGUUACGAGCCACUCGACGGCCAUUGGGUGAAGCCCGGGCAGGGAGACCGGUGGGAUCAGGGCUACGAUGUCACGGCGCGAUUCCUUGACUACUGCGGUGGGUUAGACUCUGGGUUCGUGGCGAAGCUUAAUGCUAAGAUGAAGGAUGGUUAUAGCAAUGAUUUUUUUGUUGAGCUACUUGGUAAGACUGUGGAUCAGCUUUUUAGCGACUACAAGGCUGCGUAUGCCGGUUAAUUCUUGUGCUGAUGGUUUUCCAUACACGUUGUUAUGUGCAGCGUCAAAAAUAUUAUUGUGAUAUUAUUUUCUGGCAAUGACUUCGAUGUUAUUUCAGUUAAACUAAAGUCCAAUGUAAUAAGUUCUUAAUUUUGUUAUGUAUACAAAAAGCCGAAUAUUUCCACAUCCAUUAAAAACUGAUUUAAAUUA
This is a messenger RNA of Dendrobium catenatum, 915 nucleotides long. RefSeq lists its product as uncharacterized. The record is from RefSeq and is a predicted model, not a curated record. The transcript has a single exon. The coding region runs from base 31 to 726 and encodes 231 amino acids. Lineage: Eukaryota; Viridiplantae; Streptophyta; Magnoliopsida; Asparagales; Orchidaceae.